Molecule: messenger RNA, 1722 nt
Organism: Peniophora sp. CBMAI 1063
Lineage: Eukaryota; Fungi; Basidiomycota; Agaricomycetes; Russulales; Peniophoraceae
Source: the annotation of a GenBank genome assembly
AUGUCCGAAGGUCCCAGCGCCACGUACCGCGUCGCUCUGAGAGGCGAGGACAUUCUCGAGCAUCCUCGCUGGAACAAGGGCACUGCCUUCACCGACCAGGAGCGCAAGGCAUUUGGGCUUGUCGGCAGGUUACCUUCGAGGGUCAAUACCAUUGAUGAACAGUGCGCUCGGGCAUGGGAUCAACUACAGCAGCGCGACUCGCCUAUACGCAAGAACUCGUUCUUGCAGAGCCUGAAGGAACAGAACUGGGUGCUCUACUAUCAGCUUCUGCGCAGGCACCUCACGGACUUGAUGCCUAUCGUAUACACGCCCACUGAGGCCGAUGCUAUCGCGGAAUACUCGCAUCUCUUCCGCCGCAGUGAAGGCUUGUACUUGUCUUUCCCCAACGAGGAUUCGAUGGAAGAAGACUACUUGGAGCAGACCCGCGGGCGAGAGAUCGACCUCAUCGUCUGCAGCGACGCUGAAGCCAUUCUCGGCAUCGGUGAUCAAGGUGUCGGCGGUAUAGGUAUAUCCACGGCCAAGUCUGUCAUCUACACCUUGAUUGGCCGCAUGAACCCGUCGAAGUCGCUCGCUGUGGCUUUGGAUGUUGGGACUAACAAUGAGAAGUUGCUUAACGACCCUCUCUAUGUUGGUUGGCCACAGAAACGCGUUCGAGGUGAAGCAUACGACAAGUUUAUCGACAAGUUCGUUCAACUCGUCCGGAAGCAUCACCCGCAUUGCCUCUUACACUUCGAGGACUUCGGCGUCACGAACGCUCAAAGGCUAUUGGAGCUGUACCGCCCGCAGCAUGCAGUCUUCAACGAUGAUGUACAGGGCACCGGCGCUGUUACGCUCGCAGCAGUCAUGUCCGCUGUCGGCGUUACCAAGUCCAAGCUUUCAGACCAACGCUUCGUCGUCUAUGGCGCCGGAUCCGCUGGUCUGGGCAUCGCACGCCAGCUCCGCGAUGCUCUAGUCCAGCUUGAUGGCGUGCCGGAAGAAGAGGCCAACAAGCACUUUUAUCUCCUCGACAAGUUCGGCUUGAUCAAACAAGGUCUCGGUCAAGACAAAAUACGGCCUGCCCUCGCGAGCUUCGUCAGAUCGGACGACGAAUGGACAGACGCUCAGACAAACGAGAACGGCGAGGUUGGGCUGCUGGAAGUCAUGAAGCGCGUCAAGCCGACCGUACUCAUCGGAUGCUCAACACACGCGGGCGCAUUCACCGAGGAUGUGAUUAAGGCCAUGGCAGAGGGAGUCGAUCGCCCAAUCAUCUUACCAUUAUCGAACCCGAGUCGCCUUGUCGAGGUUGACCCUGCUCAGGCGAAUGAGUGGACGAAGGGGAAGGCGCUAUUGGCUACAGGAAGCCCAUUCCCACCGGCGAAGAUGCCCAGCGGUAAGGACUACGUCAUCGCCGAAUGCAACAACGCCUUGAUCUACCCCGGCCUGGGCUUGGGCACAGUCGUGUCGCGCUCCCGAUCAUUGACCGAUUCGAUGAUCUUAGCCGGAGCCCGCCGUCUCGCUUCCCUUGCCCCAGCUCUGAAGGACCCCGACGAUGCACUCUUGCCUGCUUUCGAGGACUCGCCGGAGGUCAACUUCGAGGUCAGUUGCGCGGUUGCUGAGCAGGCCAUCGAGGAAGGGACCGCGGGCGUAUCAUGGGGAAAAGACGAAGUGCGCGAGCGCGUGAAGGAGUCUAUCUGGUUGCCCGAGUACGGCAACUAUGUGUACGAUGAACAGGGCGAGAAGUAG